Pocillopora verrucosa is the source of this 5025-nucleotide messenger RNA. NCBI's taxonomy places the organism in Eukaryota, Metazoa, Cnidaria, Anthozoa, Scleractinia, Pocilloporidae. The record is from RefSeq and is a predicted model, not a curated record.
AUCAAAUAUGGCGGAAACAUGGGAAUAUGGAUGAGUUUGUUUUGCUUUUAGAAAAGACCUUGCAGAUGGACAAUUCAUUAGAUUAAGAAGUCAUGAGGGCCAGAAGCAACUCCAUUGUUCGUCUGGACUGGUAUCAUCGUCUCGUAAACCGGACAAUAUUAGAUUUUCAGGAUCCAGUAACUGGUCUGUUGCCACCGAAAAUCGACUGGAAUGCUUAUAAAUCAAGAUCUUGUGACUGUAAGGAUGCUUGGGUGCGGGACAAUGUUUACAGUAUCCUGGCUGUGUGGGGUCUGUCACUUGCUUACAGAAAGAACGCUGACAUGGAUGAGGACAGAGCAAGGGCACAUGAACUUACACAGGCUGUGGUAAAGUGCAUGAGAGGUUUGCUGCUCUGUAUGAUGAGACAGGUUGAAAAGGUUGAAAAAUUUAAGAAAUCUCAAGCAAAGGAGGAUGCCUUACAUGCAAAAUACAAUUUAAAGACUUGUAGUCCAUGUGUUGGAGACCAUGCCUGGGGACAUCUUCAGAUUGAUGCCACAUCACUCUACCUCCUCAUGUUGGCUGAAAUGACUGCCUCAGGAAUACAAAUUAUUUUCACUCUUGAUGAAGUUGCCUUUAUUCAAAAUCUGGUGUUCUACAUUGAAAAAGCAUUUUGCAUCCCAGACUAUGGUAUUUGGGAAAGAGGGGACAAACUUAAUCAUGGCAUGCCAGAGCUAAAUACAAGUUCCAUUGGAAUGGCAAAGGCUGCUCUGGAAGCAUUGGAUGGUUUGGAUUUAUUUGGCCCAGAGGGAGGACAUGCCUCUGUUAUCCAUAUUCUUCCUGAUGAUAUCCAGCAGUGUAAGGCUAUUUUACAGUCAAUGGUACCAAGAGAAUCCAAUUCCAAGGAAGUUGCUGCUUCUGUUUUGAGUGUAAUUAGUUUCCCAGCUUUUGCCGUUGAAGAUGCAGAUCUAGUCAAAGAAUCUAGGGAAAAAAUAAUUUCAAAACUUCAGGGUCGAUAUGGUCUUACUCGUUUCAUCCGAGAUGGUUAUAAAACUCCACUUGAGGACCCAUUCAGACUUCAUUAUGAACCAGCUGAACUGGAGAUCUUUGAGAAUAUCGAAUGUGAAUGGCCAUUGUUCUUCUGUUACCUCCUUCUUGAUGGUGUGUUUCAUGAUGAUGAGGAGCAGGUGAAAACAUACACAAAGCUGCUGGAACCUCUGCUUGUGAGAGAUGAAGGUGGUCUUCCUUUAGUUCCAGAAUUCUUUUAUGUACCCAGGGACAAGGUUGAUGUUGAGAAAGCUAAUCCGCACAGUGUGGAAAGGAAUUGUGGGGAAUAUGUGUUGCACUUGUGGUCUCACUCGCUCUAUGUUCUGGCAUGUCUGCUAAAAGAGAACUUUAUCGCAGUUGGGGAGAUUGACCCUCUUAAUCGUAGACAUUCGACCGACAAAAGACCAGAUGUAGUGGUGCAAGUGUCCCUGCUUGCUGAAGAUGAGUUGGUAAGAAGUCAUUUGAGAAAACUUGAUGUCCCUGUUAAAGUGACACAGAAUGUGGGCCCAAUUCAGGUCCUACCAGCUCGCACCCUCAGCUCCAUGUACCAGCAGCUUGGGAAAAAUCUCAAGUUAGAUCUGACAGGCAGGCCAAACUAUAACAUCGGAGUCUUAGGAACUAGCAUGUUGUACAACGUCGGAAACUCCAUUUUGGCUUUUACACCCCAAAUACUCGACUAUCACCAGUUUUACCUAGCUCUUGAUAAUGAGUUCCUUGCUGAUCGGAUCAAGUCACUUGUGGGUUUCCUCGGAGCUAAUUGGAGAAGACUCGGAAGACCGAUUCUCACAAUGACGAUCACUCACUCAAUGUUGGAGGACUCCCUCAAUUCAUCCAUUUCCAAGAUGAUUAUGAUGCUGAGGAGUGGCUAUAUAUCUGGAGUCAGGGUUCGUCUUGGGUAUCUGUCAGAAUUUUUGAGCACGUCCUGUAUUACAGGUCUGCAUUUUAUUGAGGACACUGAAGAGGUUUUUAGGAGACAUAGAAGGUCACGGGUACCCAGUGACCUGCUGCUGCGAACUGAUUCUGAAUCAAUCACAUCGGGAAGAAAUCGAGCUUAUAGCAGUGCUGGUCAUAGCGCGGUAAGAAGAAAGUCGAGUUACAAGGGUUUGGUUAAAAGAAGUAGAAGCAUCUCAGUGUACCACGAGCUAUCUGGUGGUACAUCUCUCUUUUGCCGUUGGUUGGGGGAAACACCAGAAAGUCCGGGGUACGUCAAGUUAACGACUUGGAAGUCACCUCAGUCGCCUUCACCUGACACUGAUGAGGACUGUGGCCCAUCAUUACCUACCUGGGGUACCGAUUCAGUUCCCGGAUGUGAAGCAUUUGAAGAUCGCGCAGCUAAUGGUUGGACACCAGCCAGGUCACGUGCCAUGUCCACUGACGUGGAGUUGGAAGAAUUACUGUUGCAACUCAAAGAAGCAGAGACAAUUGAUGCCCAAGCUGACAUACUACAUUUUUUGUAUAAUACAAGGGGUCCAGACUUUGAUACUCAACUUUUUGGUGAACCAGGAGUUACAGUACAAAAACUCCUCGGAGAGCUUUACGAAAAGGCUUGUCAAAGUAAGCUAUGGUCCUUAGUGCGUCACACCGCUGGGCUGUUGAGAAAACGAGUGGAGGAUCUAGCCGAGGCUGCUACAGAUCUUUUAGUGCACCAGAAGCAGCUGACUGUGGGGAUCCCUCAGGGUGGACACGAAGAGGUCAUAACAAGACCCCUUCCGCAAGAGGACAUGAAAAAUAUAAUUUUCAACGUUUUUGGUGAAGAUAUGAGCACUGGUGUUGUCACUCAGGAACUGUUAGUUUAUCUUGGGAUCUUUGUAAGGACUGAACCGUCUCUAUUCAAAGAGAUGCUGAGGCUUCGAGUCGGCCUGAUAAUAGAAGUUAUGGUGGCUGAGUUGGCGAGAUCCAUGGAUUGUUCCGGUGAAGAUGCCGCUGAGUUUUUCAUGAACUUGAGCCCUUUUGAGAUGAAAACUCUCCUGUAUCAUAUUCUUAGCGGAAAGGAGUUGGUCGUUUCAAGUGAUUUGUCCUAUGACAACAAGAGCACACCAGAGAAACAGAUCUCCAUCGUAAACGUCGACCUCCCGAAGAGGGUUGGGAUCCGAAAACUUUCUAGUGCUAUUAAGAAAAUAAGCUGUAUUAAAAUGUUUGCGGGGAAACAUAUGCAUAUGAGCGGUAGAGGAUUGCUACCAUCACCUGAUCAGGAUAAGCUGGGACCACAGAAAGAUAAAGAUGACGAGGACGAGGACCCUCAGGACCGCCUUGGGCAGUGGAUCAGGCGUAGGUGCCUUGAUGGAGCUCUUAACCGAGCCCCUGAGGAUUUUUACCCCAAAUUCUGGAAAGUUCUCGAAAAGUGUCGAGGUAUGACCAUUUACAAGCAUUAUCUACCGAACACCAUGGUCUUAGAGAUGACUCCAGGAGAAUUGAAGUUUGCGUUGUGUGUGGAAGCUGCCCUGAAUCGCAUUCCAGAGCCGGAAUAUCGCCAACUUGUGGUGGAAAUGUUGAUGGUGCUGUCUCUUGUGGUUGAAUAUCAUCCAGAACAGACCCUUGGAGACACUAUUGACGUUGACGAACUUGUUUUCGAGGGCCACAGUUUGUAUCUUAAUGAUCAGAUGAACAUCAAAGGUGAUUCCACUAUGUGUUGCGCUCGUCUUCCUCAUGAAAAAAUCAGUUGUGGUGGAGCAGCAGGCAUCUGUCGAUAUUUCUACGACACUGCUCCAAGUGGACGGUUUGGAACCAUGACAUAUUUUUCACGAGUUGUCGCCAAGCGAGUCAGUCAUCUUCCACAUGAGAAUGAGUGCGUGGUUGCUUAGAAUUAGAGAUUUUUUAAUGCAAACAAAGAAUUCAAUUUUUUGUAGUUUCUCAUGACAGAUAGUAACGCCUUUCUCCCGUACGUUAUUAUUUACUUUCUUGAAUUGACUUCUUGGAAUGUUUCAUUCUAUGAAAAGUUUGCCACUCGGUUAUGUGUGAACAAGAAUAAGCGCCGGGUGUAAAGCUGUUUAAAGGGAGGGGGUAAGUUUCUAAAGAAAGUGUGGUGCUGCGCCGAUGGGAGAGUAGAGCAAAGUAAUUUGGUGUUAUCGAAACGUCAGCGUAAGAAACUCUUGACGCUGGUCAGUUUGUAUUAUCAACUCAGCUGAUUAAACCAAACGAUCAUAUAAAGCUGUUUACGUGAGUUGAAAACCAGUAGAAUGAGUGACGUUAUAUUUAUUUAGAACUACGCGAAAGAAGAGGUCUUUAAUUUAUGAUACGGUUCCAAGACCUGUACAGAAUUUUUUUUUCAAAUUUUGUGGAGGCUUCUUUACAACAGCAUGGGUGACCUUUCUGAUUAUGCUCUCCCAUUCGUUUUAUAUGUUUCAUCUAAGCCAAUCAGUAUUCAGGCGUUAUCAAGCAAUAUCUUCUCAUUUCAUUCGUGAGUAAAUAGCAUCACAAAUUUCUUCUACCUCUUACAAAUUACUCCUUAAUAUAUAUCAUUAAUAAAAUUUAAUUGGCUAAGUGGUGGGAAAAUGAUACUACGUUCCAGCGACCAGGUUUGUUUUGUGAUCAAAAGGGGAUUCUCUUUAGCUCUUGAUUCAUUAUCUUGUCGCAGGCGUGAUCUUGUCGUGGUCAUAAUGGCAUGCCUCUCGCUAGUUUAUUGGCUUAUUGUAAACAACUUUGACAGCCUCCAACAACGCGUCAGAGGAGUGUGUUUUGGUGGAGUACCAUCUGGCGUAUCAUGUUUUCAAAGCUGACGCAAUUUGCUGAAGGGAAGUUGAUUGCAGUGGGAAGAAUCAGUAAACUUUGCGCAAAGUUCAGUCGUAAAUGCUAAAUGUUUUAACAAAUCGUCAAUGCAGUUACAGCUGAACGUAGUCUCUGGCCUCAAGAAUGUUCAGUGAGAAAACAUAAUUUAGUGUCUUGGUAAAGAGUUUUAACUAGGAAAUAUAAUGUGGCUGUAAAUAAUUACGCUUCUAAAAACUUUAGAAUUAAAUUAUAAGUUCGUGAUAAAUAAAAUUGAAAUACAAGUAAGGUUUUCUUUUA